CUGGACUUCAAUUUAGGGUUUUCUUUCCCCGCUAGAAAGAUUUUGGCGUACCAAUCUCCUUUCCCUGUUCUACGAUUAUAGCUCUUUUAUUUUUGUUCGUUUAUUUUCCAAUUGAGGGUUUCAAUUUCUGAGUUUCUGUUUUCACUUCUCGAUUUGUGACAGAGACAAACUCUUGAAGCUUCGAAUUCAAUUCGCUUUACGCUCGUCGUAAUGGCAACUCUGGCUGAUUCUUUUCUUCAAGACCUUGACGAACUAUCUGACAACGAAGAAGAUUUUCAUAAUGAAGAUGGUGGUGAUGUUGCAAACAUGGAGGAAGAUGUUGAUGGGGACUUGGAAGACUUGGAGACUCUUAAUUAUGAUGAUCUGGAUAGUGUUUCAAAGUUGCAAAAAACACAGAGAUUUGUCGAUAUAAUGCAGAAAGUGGAAGAUGCACUGCAAAAGGGUUCUGAUGAAUCGAAUCAGGGAACGAAUUUGGAAGAUGAUCCGGAAUACCAGCUGUUAGUGGAAUGUAAUUCCUUGUCUGUUGACAUUGAGAAUGAGAUUAUCAUUAUUCACAAUUUUAUACGUGAUAAGUAUCGGCCAAAAUUUCCAGAGCUUGAAUCACUUGUACAUCAUCCAAUUGACUACGCUCGAGUUGUCAAGAAGAUUGGGAAUGAAAUGGAUCUUACCCUUGUUGAUCUAGAGGGGCUUGUGCCCUCUGCAGUUAUAAUGGUGGUGUCGGUUACAGCAUCUACUACAAGUGGUAAGCCGCUUCCGGAUGAUGUACUUCAGAAGACAAUUGAUGCUUGUGAUCAAGCCCUUUCUCUUGAUUCGGCGAAGAAAAAGGUUCUCGAUUUUGUAGAAAGCAGAAUGGGAUAUAUUGCUCCAAAUCUUUCUGCUAUUGUUGGGAGCGCCGUCGCAGCAAAACUUAUGGGGACUGCUGGUGGUAUUGGGGCAUUGUCAAAGAUGCCUGCUUGUAACGUUCAGCUUCUUGGUGCCAAGAGAAAAAAUCUUGCUGGGUUUUCUACUGCAACAACGCAAUUUCGGGUAGGAUAUAUUGAGCAGGCAGAAAUAUUUCAAAGUACACCCCCUCCUCUGAGAAUGCGUGCUUGCCGACUUUUAGCUGCAAAAGCGACGCUUGCAGCACGCAUAGAUUUGGCAAGAAGCGACCCAUCCGGGAGCAAAGGAAGGGGGCUACGGGAAGAAGCCCUCAAGAAAAUUGAGAAAUGGCAAGAGCCUCCUCCUGCAAAGCAACCUAGACCACUUCCAGUCCCGGAUUCGGAACCUAAGAAGAAAAGAGGCGGUCGUCGACUUAGGAAGAUGAAAGAAAGGUAUGCAAUAACAGACAUGCGGAAGCUGGCUAAUAGGAUGCAGUUUGGCGUGCCAGAAGAGAGUUCUUUAGGGGACGGACUGGGAGAAGGUUAUGGAAUGCUUGGUCAGGCUGGUAGUGGGAAGCUGCGCGUAUCAAUUGGACAGAGCAAACUUGCUGCAAAAGUUGCUAAGAAGUUCAAGGAAAAGAGUUACGGUAGUAGCGGUGCUACGUCUGGAUUAACUUCAAGUUUAGCGUUUACACCUGUGCAGGGGAUUGAGCUCUCGAAUCCACAGGCUCAUGCACACCAGCUUGGCAGUGGUACUCAAAGCACCUAUUUUUCAGAAACAGGAACAUUCUCGAAGAUCAAGAGGACGUAAACCAUAUGGGAUAAACUGACUAUAUUGCCUAUGUUGGUCAGUUCUCAAAUCCGUAUACCGAAAGUCAUGGUUGACCUAGUUGGUUGUGAUUAUAUUAUAUACAGUGUUAAUCAUGGUGGAUAGUAUGGUUAUGAUAUUCGACUAGUUUUGUUGAUACCUAAUAAUGGUUUCAUAAUU
Molecule: messenger RNA, 1845 nt
Organism: Morus notabilis
Lineage: Eukaryota; Viridiplantae; Streptophyta; Magnoliopsida; Rosales; Moraceae
Product: U4/U6 small nuclear ribonucleoprotein Prp31 homolog
Exons: 8
Coding region: 211-1668 (485 amino acids)
Biological process (GO): spliceosomal tri-snRNP complex assembly; mRNA splicing, via spliceosome
Cellular component (GO): U4/U6 x U5 tri-snRNP complex; precatalytic spliceosome; U4 snRNP
Source: RefSeq, a predicted model, not a curated record